AUGGCUGGUUCACGUCGAGGUGUGGCUCAGCAAAUUCUAUCAGAGGCACCAGAGGCUCACCCGACACAUUGCCAUGGACACGCCCUUAAUCUGGCAGUAUGUGAUGCAACGAAGAGUUCCAAGCUCCUAUCGGAUGCUUUGGAUAUCACAUAUGAACUUGGUAAGCUCAUUAAGUUUUCACCCAAGCGUCAAGGCUUACUAGAUCAAAUUAAGGCGGACAUUAACUUAGAGGCUGCUGGUUUGAAGGUGAUUUGUCCAACACGAUGGACUGUGCGUGGACAGAGUUUCGAUCGCAUAAUCAAGAAUUAUGAGGCCCUUUUGAUGGAAUGGGAUGCCUGUCUGGAAGAUCGACUUGACUCAGCGAUGAGAGCCAGGAUCAUUGGUGUGAAGUCACAGAUGGAGAAGUUUGAAUAUUUCUUCGCUCUUCACCUGGGUGUCAAGGUAUAUUCUAUGACUGACAAUUUGUCAAAGACUUUACAGCAAUCAUCAAUGUCUGCAGCACAAGGGCAGCGCAAUGCCAAAAAUAACGGCAGAAGCCCUAGGCAGGAUCCGCUGUGA
This is a messenger RNA of Lytechinus variegatus (green sea urchin), 558 nucleotides long. RefSeq lists its product as uncharacterized. NCBI's taxonomy places the organism in Eukaryota, Metazoa, Echinodermata, Echinoidea, Temnopleuroida, Toxopneustidae. The record is from RefSeq and is a predicted model, not a curated record. The transcript has a single exon. The coding region runs from base 1 to 558 and encodes 185 amino acids.